CUUGGUUUUUAAAAUUUUUAAUCCCCGUGUGACUUUCUGAGCCAUUUUGGAAAUUGUUAUUUCCCAGUUUGUAUUUCUAUAUUUAAUCACAUUUUUAAGGAGGAGUUACAAGUAUAUAUCUUAAUAAUUAUGGCAUAUAGAUGCUCAUGUAAUUUGCAUUCAGUGUUAUGUAUUUUCUGAAGGUGUAAGUUUUUUGUUAGUUGGUAUCAUUCAACUUGUAUAUGUUUGCUUGUUUCAGAUUCACAAUGACAUCCUUUCAAGAAGUCCCCUUGCAGACUUCCAACUUUGCCCAUGUCAUCUUUCAAAAUGUGGCCAAGAGUUAUCUUCCUAAUGCACACCUGGAAUGUCAUUACACCUUAACUCCAUAUAUCCAUCCACAUCCAAAAGAUUGGGUUGGUAUAUUCAAGGUUGGAUGGAGUACUGCUCGUGAUUAUUACACAUUUUUAUGGUCUCCUAUGCCUGAACAUUACGUAGAAGGAUCAACAGUUAAUUGUGUAUUAGCAUUUCAAGGAUAUUACCUUCCAAAUGAUGAUGGAGAAUUUUAUCAGUUCUGUUAUGUUACCCAUAAGGGUGAAAUUCGUGGAGCAAGUACACCUUUCCAGUUUCGAGCUGCUUCUCCAGUUGAAGAGUUACUUACUAUGGAAGAUGAAGGAAAUUCUGACAUGUUGGUGGUGACCACAAAAGCUGGCCUUCUUGAGUUGAAGAUUGAGAAAACCAUGAAAGAAAAAGAAGAACUGUUAAAAUUAAUUGCUGUACUGGAAAAAGAAACAACACAACUUCGAGAACAGGUUGGAAGAUUGGAAAGAGAACUUAACCAUGAGAAAGAAAGAUGUGACCAACUGCAGGCAGAGCAAAAGGAUCUUGUUGAAGUAUCACAAAGUUUAAAAACGGAAAAUGAAGAGUUUAAGAAGAGAUACAAUGAUGCUGCAUCCAAAGUUCUCCAGCUUGAGGAAGAUAUUGUGUCAGUGACACAUAAAGCAGUUGAAAAAGAAACUGAAUUAGACAGUUUGAAGGAUAAACUCAGGAAGGCACAAUAUGAAAGAGAACAACUGGAGUGUCAGUUGAAGACCGAGAGGGAUGAGAAGGAACUUUAUAAGGUACAUCUGAAGAAUACGGAUAUAGAAAACACCAAGCUUGUGUCAGAGGUCCAGACUUUAAAGAAUUUAGAUGGGAACAAAGAAAGCAUGAUUACUCAUUUCAAAGAAGAGAUUGGCAGGCUGCAGUUCUGUUUGGCUGAAAAGGAAAAUCUGCAAAGGGCUUUCUUGCUUACAACCUCAAGUAAGGAGGAUACCUUUUCUUUAAAGGAGCAACUUCGUAAAGCAGAGGAGCAGGUUCAGGCAACCCGGCAAGAAGUUGUCUUUCUGGCUAAAGAACUUAGUGAUGCUGUAAAUGUGCGAGAUAAAACAAUGGCAGAUCUGCAUACUGCACGCUUGGAAAAUGAGAAAGUAAAAAAGCAGUUAGCUGAUGCAGUGGCAGAACUUAAACUGAACUCUGUGAAGAAAGACCAGGAAAAGACUGAUACACUGGAACAUGAACUGAGAAGAGAAGUUGAAGAUUUGAAACUUCGUCUUCAGAUGGCAGCAGAUCAUUAUAAAGAAAAAUUCAAGGAAUGCCAGAGGCUCCAAAAACAAAUAAACAAACUUUCAGACCAAUCAGCCAAUAGCAACAGUGUCUUAACAAAGAAAAUUGGGAGUCAGCAAAAAGUGAAUGAUGCCUCAAUAAACACAGACCCAGCUGCUACUGCCUGUCCUAUAGAUGUAAAGCCACCACCUUCUGCAGCUGAGACAGAUUCUGACAUGGUAACAAAGGGACAAGUCUGUGAAAUGUCCAAAGAAAUUGCUGACAAAACAGAAAAAUACAAUAAAUGUAGACAACUCUUGCAGGAUGAGAAAACAAAAUGCAGUAAGUAUGCUGAUGAACUUGCAAAAAUGGAACUGAAAUGGAAAGAACAAGUGAAGAUUGCUGAAAGUGUAAAACUAGCAUUAACUGAAGUAGAGGACAGUUACAGACUUCAGUUGGCAGAGAAAGACAAAGAAAUAAGUGGUCUAACUUCUCGUUUGGAAAACCUCUCCAGGGAAAAGGAACUUAAAAGGAAUCUAGAAGAUCAAGCAGAAAGGAAAAUGGAAGGUCAGAAUUCCCAGAAUCCUCAAAAGAUCUCACAGUGUCUCAACACAUGCUCAGAGCACAAUGGUCAUGUUGCCACAGUGCCACAUACACAGCCAGUUCUGCAGUAUGGUAAUCCUUAUGCAACACAGGAAGCCAGAGAUGGAGCAGAUGGUGCUUUUUAUCCAGAUGAAAUCCAAAGGCCACCUGUGAGAGUACCUUCUUGGGGACUGGAAGAUAAUGUUGUCUGUAGCCAGCCUGCUCGAAACCUUAGUCGGCCCGAUGGUUUAGAAGACCCUGAGGAUAGUAAAGAAGAGGAGAAUGUGCCCAGUGCUCCUGAUCCUCCAAGUCAGCAUUUACGUGGGCAUGGAACAGGCUUUUGCUUUGAUUCCAGCUUUGAUGUUCACAAGAAGUGUCCCCUCUGUGAAUUAAUGUUCCCUCCCAACUAUGAUCAGAGCAAAUUUGAAGAACACGUUGAAAGUCACUGGAAGGUGUGCCCCAUGUGCAGCGAGCAGUUCCCUCCUGACUAUGACCAGCAGGGCUUUGAAAGGCAUGUGCAGACCCAUUUUGAUCAGAAUGUUUUAAAUUUUGACUAGUUACUUUUUAUUCUGAGUUAGUAAUACAAUUUAGCAAUUAAAAAAAAAAAUCACCUCAAAUAGACCACUAUGGAGACCACAAGGUAUCAUUUCCGCACACCCUCUCUCUGCCAUUCUUUUUUGAACAAGUGCUACUUUUGAGUUUCAUGUUUGUUACUAGGGUCAGGGUCUGUCUGUAGCUUAUCAGUAAAUAAAAUUGUAACCCCUGUUAAUUUUACCAGCUUAAGAAAAGUUUUUCUGUGUUUGUAUCUUUAUUUAUUCCCAUUUGCAAAAGUAUAUGAAUAAAGGAGAUGGAUUAUUUUAAUGUUACAGGCUGAAAAAAUAUAUAUGUAGUGUGUCAUUUAGCAUAUUUAGAAGUUUCUGUUGACCUCGUUGAUUGAGCAUGACUACUAAAUAUUAUGUAACAAAAGUAAUUCAUCAUUAGUCUUGCAAAUUCGUUGAAUACAGAAGCUUCCAUAAUUUAGCCCGUGAAAGGAUGGUUUUUUCACUUUCUUUAGAAAUGGAAAUGCAUGUAGAAUGAGCUCACAUGCUUGCAGUAUAGCACAUACCUUUUUAUAUUUAAAAUGUUGCUUUAGGAUUAGAAGGCAUAUUUUGCUAAUUUUAUGACUAAAACAUUUUAGAAUGACCUGAAUAAUUAUUUUUAAGCCAUCUUGAAGUUGUAUUUCUACCUAAUGGGAAAAUGGAACAAGAUAGGUUAGUGCAAUUGUUUCAUACUAAAUGAUCUACUAAAUGGUGGUGUUGGUGGCAUAAAAUCACAGAAAAUGUAUCCAUAUCUUUUUCACAUUUUCUUGAUUAAAAAUGUGAUGUAUAAACACAAAUCAAUGUGUUAUAUCUCUGUAUAGUAUUCUCAUUAACAUUAAAGAGGACACAUUUUUUUGGA
Messenger RNA from Enhydra lutris kenyoni (northern sea otter), 3579 nucleotides. RefSeq names its product Tax1 binding protein 1. Gene Ontology annotation, biological process: negative regulation of apoptotic process. The coding region runs from base 222 to 2699 and encodes 825 amino acids. NCBI's taxonomy places the organism in Eukaryota, Metazoa, Chordata, Mammalia, Carnivora, Mustelidae. The record is from RefSeq and is a predicted model, not a curated record. The transcript has 17 exons.